Messenger RNA from Tribolium madens (black flour beetle), 2614 nucleotides. It is a transcript of the gene MED16, whose product is annotated as mediator of RNA polymerase II transcription subunit 16. The transcript has 11 exons. Gene Ontology annotation, cellular component: mediator complex. Gene Ontology annotation, molecular function: protein binding. Gene Ontology annotation, biological process: positive regulation of DNA-templated transcription. NCBI's taxonomy places the organism in Eukaryota, Metazoa, Arthropoda, Insecta, Coleoptera, Tenebrionidae. The coding region runs from base 87 to 2519 and encodes 810 amino acids. The record is from RefSeq and is a predicted model, not a curated record.
GCUGUCAGGAGUUAGGAGUGUCAAGUGUCAAAAGUUUGUCAAUCUUUUAAAAAGAUGCUUCGAGUUUUCUAAAGGAAUAUCGAAAAAUGGACCACAUUUUUACAAUUAAUAAAAAAAUUAAUAAAUCAGUGGACACCAACAAGCAUCUAUCAUUUACGAAACUAGAAAAGUCAACCUUAUGCUCAAUUUCAAGCUCCAACGUCGUUGCUUUCAGCACGGAUUGCAAUAUUGAAGAAGCCGGUUCACUGUUUAGGAACUCUAAUGUCUACGUUUGUGAUUUAAACAGUCCCUGGCAAGUUCAUAAAAUAUUAUCAAACUCUUCACCUGUUUCUGUUCUUCAGUGGGACUUUACAGGCGACCUUCUUCUAGUCGCGGAUGAGAACGGCUCUAUAAAGAUCUACAAAGCUAAAGACCACAUACUAAACGACUGGACGCUAGUCCUCCAGACUGUCCUUGAAGGGGAACAUAUUUUGUCAGCGGCGUUUUUCCACUCUGGGAAGAAAAUUUGCCUCAAUUCCGAGAAAAAAGACAGCGCUUUGUACACGGAGAAGUUCCACCAUGUCAAAUUUGCCUGUUCUGUUAAACAGUUUGGGGGGCGUCCUGCUAGUGGGGCUUUGUUACUUACAACAACGGGAAUGUUAUGCUCGAUUUUACUCCCUCAAAGUACAAGUCAGGUCUCUAUGGUUAUGGCAACUGAGAGUUUGGCACCUACAAGGAUUUUUAUCAAAGCUGCCGAUAUUUGCUAUGGCAAAAACGGCCAUUUUUUGCUCGCUGUUAGUAACGGAGAUUUAUCAAUGCCUAUUCAAUGUUACAAGGUGUCUGUGAGGAAGAUUGAAGAUAAGUGUGUUAUCACAAGCCAAUCUCUACUCAGUUUUUUCUUAUUUGAGGCACCGAAGGAAGCAUUGAUGGAGCAGGUUUCCAAAGAAAAAAAUAGUCACAUAAGUCAUAUCAAAUGGAUAAUGAGAGAAGACGCAGAUUCUGUGGUGGUUUCAGCUACAAGUGAUAAAAUAAGUUGUUUGCAGGUGUGGGAAUUAAGAGAAAAAGCUUUACCAGUACAUAAAUCACUAGGAAAAUCUGAAACUCCUCAAUUUUUCAAUACUGUUUUGUGGCAAUACCAGUGUCACUUCCAAUACAACAGUAAAGUUACAUCAUUAGCUACAAGUAAACUAAGUUUACUAAAUAACGUUUCAAGCGGGUAUGUCGUUGCCACAUUUGCCGACAAUUCCAUCCAUUGUCUGUACAGAGACACUCUAAAACAUCUCGCCAACAUUACGUUAACCAUUUGCCCGCGUUAUUUUGACGAACCUCUCGCUAGAUAUCCCAAAACUAGUAUCAAAAUCUCGAACAUUGACAUGUCCUUGCUCGGGAAUAUUUUACUCGUAAUUGAUUCAGAUGAUAGCCUCCAUAUGUUUAAGUUACCACCCCAAAUCGAUAGCUCAACACCUCUAAGUGUCCCUUAUUGUACCACAAUUUUGGAAUAUUGUAUGAUGAGCGGUUUUGAUUGGUUAGACUUAUUACUAGUGUUAAGACCUGGGAUGUUAGAUGCGAUAUGUGACAGACUUACCGAGAGUUUUAAUCGACAGCCUUCGGCGGUGCAACAAUUUUUCUACGUGCAAUACUUAUGCAUGAAAAUAUCAUUGUGCAGAUUGAGCGUUCAAGGUCAAGUAAAGGCCCAUGAUCUCGCCCAAUUCCUGAUGCUUCACAGCAUAUCUACAGCUUUUAAAAGUCUUCUAAGGCCAAGCGAGAUGAGUAGUCAUGAUAAGAGUCCUGCAGACUCGUUAGCAAAUGUAAUCGCUGAAGGGCAAACCGAUGUGGACAAGGUUUUAAUGCACCUCGAGGCGAAGGAAUUCACCGUCGAGCCCUCAACUCUCCAAAGUUUGCAACAACUCAUCCAGUGGGUGGCCGAUUUGGCUCUCAAUUUGCUGGUGAAGUUACCAGAUAGUCGUCCUUCCAUGGGAAAGCUGUACGAAUUGUUACGUGAUGUCAAAGCCUUAAAUAUGUUAAGGGAAAUGUUAGUUUUGAUACGAAUAUGGGGGCUGCUGAGGCCGGCAUGUCUCCCAGUUUUUAUCAAAUCUGAUGGAAGUUUGGAUGUUUUGGCUCUUUUGUUCCGAUUAUUAAGCCGAUUGGUCCAAAACGUGAACGAACCAGAUGAUACUCUGAUUGACGAAUGUUGCCUCUUACCUAGCCAAGUCCAAAUCCAGCUUCUUCUACCUAGCAAUAAUAGGGCCGUUUUAGCGUCUCCACAACUCGUUCAACAAAUUCUACCAUUACAGUUAGAAUAUAACAACGACCCUGAAUGUCUCAUGUCUUCCACCGACUCGGGGACAACACAAACAGUUGAUUCAAUCCGACAUUUAUAUCUGGGGCGUACUCCUAGGGCUAUUAAACAGUGUGUCAGAUGUGGGGGUUCUGCAGGAACGAUUCUGGUGACUCGGACGGCAGCAAUAAGGGCUUGGGAUCAGCGCUGGCUUCGCUCUUGCCAGUGUGGGGGCCUUUGGAGGAUGCAAGUUUAUACAUGAAUGACAAAAGAGUCGCAAAUGUGGUAAUGAUUGUGUAACAAUGAAAAUGAUAUAAUUUUAUAUGAACGAGUUGUCUAAAUAAAGAUUCAAGGAGA